AAGCGGACGGACGGCCAAACGUCAUUGUGUAUAUACAUAUAUAUUGCGAAAUUGGUCUUGUCUCGUCUGUACCGUAUACGGUCAGUCAGUUAAAAUCGCUACCUCUGACAGACUAGUUGUGUCAUUAGCCUUAUUUUUAACAGACGAAUAGUGUGAGUGUUCGAUUUUUGAAUUUUGUGCUGUGAAAGUGACAGACAUGACGACGGACGUGCAGUUAACCCACCUUACGAAAAAGGAGGGUUCUGACAUCACUUUCAAGGACAUGGUGGAGGAAACGUCCGUCACGGAAGAAUCACAGAUCCAGAAGUUCUUCGCUGACUCCACUGUCCUCGUGACGGGGGGUACCGGGUUCCUUGGGAAGUUGCUGGUGGAGAAAUUGUUGAGGUCAUGUCCAGACAUAAAGAAGUUGUUCCUGCUAGCCAGACCGAAGAAGAACAAGGAAGUCGCGAAGAGAUUGCAGGAGCAGUUUGAUGAUGUCCUUUACGACAAACUUAGGAAAGAGAAUCCAGACUUUUUGCAGAAGAUCGCCAUUUUGGAAGGAGACGUUGGUCAAUUGGGUCUUGGUCUGAAUGACGAGGAUAGAACCAAAGUUAUCAAUGAGGUCGAGGUGAUAUUCCACGGGGCAGCCACAGUGAGGUUCGACGAGCCCCUGAAGACAGCUGUCUCCAUUAACGUGAGGGGAACGAGGGAGAUGUUCCUGCUGGCGAAGAACUGCCACAAGUUGAAGGCAUUAGUCCACAUAUCUACUGCUUAUAGCAACUGCCUUCAGAAUGUCAUCGAGGAGAAGUUCUACGAAUGCCCAUUGCCGGGAGACAACCUUAUCGACUUGGUGGAGACCUUGGAUGAUAAGAUCAUCAACAAUAUCACUCCUGGAUUACUUGGCGACUGCCCCAACACAUACACGUAUACAAAAGCGGCUGCUGAAGACAUUGUGUUGAAGUACUCCAAAGGUCUACCUGUGGCUCUGUUCAGGCCAGCUAUUGUGAUCGGAACAGCCAAUGAACCUGUGUCAGGUUGGAUAGACAACGUAUAUGGACCCACAGGUGUGGUCGUAGGCGCCGCCGUCGGCCUCCUCCACGUGUUGAACUGCGACCCCAAAGCGGUCGCCGACCUCGUCCCGGGGGAUAUGGUGGUGAAUGCGAGCGUUGCGGCCGCAUGGCGGACUGCGCGGGAGUUCCCUGGCAACCACGAGGACGCCCCCCCUCCGGACCUGCCCCCACCCGUUUAUAACUACGUCUCGUCCGAACAGAAGCCACUGACUUGGGAGAAGUUUAUGAAAUACAAUGAGUAUUACGGUCUCGACGUGCCUCCGAUACAAGCGGUAUACUACUACUUGCUUCACAUAACGCCGUCUCGCUUCCUCUAUCACCUGUCCUGCUUCUUUCUGCAUUGGAUCCCAGCCUAUAUAGUUGACGGCAUCGCUGUGUUGAUUGGAAAAAAGCCUAUGUUAAGAAAAGCGUACACAAAAAUUGCUAAAUUCUCCGACGUCGUUGCUUAUUUUGCCGUGCGCCAAUGGAAAUUCGAGAACGCGAACGUGCAAAACUUAUUCAGCGAAAUGAACAAAAGGGAUCAGGAGUUGUUUGAUUUCAACAUGGCCGCCUUGAACUGGAGCGAUUACUUCUACAGUUACGUCAGGGGUAUUAGAGUUUAUUUGCUGAAAGACCCAAUUGACACUGUACCGGCCAGUAUCAAGAAACAUUCGAAAUUAAGAUGUUUGCAUUACGCCUUUUGCGCUAUCUUAAGUCUCGGCGUUCUAAGAUUAUUGUGGAGUUUGUUUAGUUUUGUUUUAGCAUUGAUUUUUAGGUGUUUUUAAGUUUUUUUUUAAAUUGUUUUCUGUACAGAUUUUGGAUUUUUUUUGAGUCUGGUUUUUUUUAAUUAUCUUGUUGUUUUUGUUUUUUUAUUAUAUAUUAUUUUUAUUUUUAUUUCAUCAUCGUAAUAUUGUGUUGAAAAAUAAAGACUUUAAAUAAGUUUUAUGUUAUUUAUAUAAUUGCUGAGUUAAUUUAUCGAACAAAUAUAGUUUUGAUUUUUAAUUUUUUAUUUAUAUUUGUAUUUAGGUAAAAUGUCAUGUUUGUCACAAUGUAUAAAGUAAUAGUACAAUAAUUUUAGAUAUAAAACUUAAUUUAAUAAUAUGUGAUGGUUCAAUAUAAGUAUAAAUUAACUAGCUUUAAAAAAAAAUAUAUUGACAAAAGAAAUACUUUCUCCCAGGCGGUAUGACAUUUUUUUAUAUAUACAACAUAAAGAUUAUACAAAAUAUUUAAUAAAAAAAUAUAUACAUCCAAAUUUCCAAGUACAUGAUACUUUUCCAUUAUUGUUAAUUUAUAAUUUUUAAGAAAUUCGUGUAUAAUUGAGAGCAUAAUUCUGUAGGAUUAGUCAUGUCAUACCACUUCGGUUGAAUAUUUUUAUCCGUUGACAUAGUUAAUUAAGGUAUAAUUAAAUGAUGUAGGUCACAUUUGUUAUAAUUUUUUUGAUAAUUAUACCUAUAAUAUAAAUAUUUAUAAUUUAGCCAAUGUAAAACAAAAGAGAAUAUA
Molecule: messenger RNA, 2528 nt
Organism: Amyelois transitella
Lineage: Eukaryota; Metazoa; Arthropoda; Insecta; Lepidoptera; Pyralidae
Product: fatty acyl-CoA reductase wat
Exons: 11
Coding region: 197-1813 (538 amino acids)
Biological process (GO): long-chain fatty-acyl-CoA metabolic process
Cellular component (GO): peroxisome
Molecular function (GO): alcohol-forming very long-chain fatty acyl-CoA reductase (NADP+) activity
Source: RefSeq, a predicted model, not a curated record